GAAGUAAGUUUAAGAGGGGGUAGUCACUAACAGAGAGGGAGAGAAGCUAUUAAACAGAGAAGAGGGAUUUUGUGUUGAGGGUGAGAGGAGAAUAACGUAAAAGUGGGGGGUUGGCUUGCGUGAAAGCUCCACUAUCCCCGUUAGUUCCUCGCGAAAGCUCGACCUGGCCGGGUCGGCCCACUGUUUUUUUCUUUCACUUGUAGUGCGGUUUUGUCACCCGAUAAAAAAAAAAACUGCUUAUGGUUUUUGUACUCCAUUCAUUGAUAAUUUAGCUGGUCCUCUUUUUAAAAUAUAGAGAAUUUUUGUGUGCUCGACAUUAGUUCACAGUGUCUCUGUGUGUGUGUAUGUGUGUGCGUGAAUGUGUAUGCAAAGUGAUUGGUUGGUGUAUUCAAGAGCUGGAGGGUGAUAAAAAAGCAGUAGUCACGGUGCUCGCGGCCUACUAACCUGACCUUGGGUCGGCCAGACCAGGAUUAUUGAGAAUGUGAGCGGCUAAUACAGUGCAGAUGCCCAGCAAGGCUUGGCCUCGUCGAGAGUGGUCUCCUCAAUCUCCUAUAGAUGUCUUGUGGAUGCCCCGCUCCGCCAUGAGGCCAGCCGAGGGCGACACAUCGGACUGCAUCCUCGUGGUUGGGAUAUCGCGACCAAAAAUGGCCGCUGCUUUCCUGUCUGUCGCUCUGAUUUCUCUUUUCCUGACUUUUCACGUUCUCUUUGAUAGUGCAGUCUAUAGUCUUCAUGCCGCUUCCGGUGUUGAGGGUAGAACGAUAGAAUUGGUAACCCGUGCCCGAGCUACACCACCACUUCUUUUUUCCAAUAAAGUACAUUUUCCUCGCACCAAUAGACAUCUUCCUCAAGCAAUUAUCAUUGGUGUAAGAAAGUGUGGUACACGUGCACUUCUCGAGAUGCUAUUUCUUCAUCCACAAAUUCAAAAGGCAGCUGGCGAAGUACAUUUUUUCGAUCGUGACGAUAAUUACAGUAAAGGUCUCGAAUGGUAUCGACGAAAAAUGCCAUAUUCAUUUAAGGGUCAAGUCACUAUUGAAAAAAGUCCCAGUUACUUCGUCACACCGGAAGUGCCUGAAAGAAUUCGUGCGAUGAACUCGAGUGUAAAGUUACUUUUGAUUGUGCGCGAGCCAGUAACACGAGCAAUAUCAGACUACACACAGCUGCGAACACACGCUGCCACAGCAUCAACAACAACAACAAAUGGAACACCAGUUCCCUAUUAUCAAAUAAGUCGCACAUUCGAGGAACUUGUUAUGAGGGCUGACGGUUCUAUCAAUGAAUUCUACAGGCCAAUCGCCAUUUCCCUUUAUCACAACUACAUGCAUCGAUGGCUGGAGGUAUUCUCCCGUGAUCAAAUGCUGGUAGUGAAUGGUGAUCGGCUUAUAGAAGAUCCCGUUCCUCAAUUGCGCAGAAUCGAAAGCUUCCUAGGUUUAGAGCCAAAAAUUGGUAGACAUAACUUUUACUUUAACCACACCAAGGGCUUCUAUUGUCUGCGCAAUGACACUGCUGAAAAAUGUUUGCGGGAAAGUAAAGGUCGUCGACAUCCACGAGUAAGUCCUGUGGUAGUUACGAAACUUCGCAAGUUUUUCAAUGAACACAACCAACGCUUUUACGAGCUGGUGGGCGAGGACCUUGGCUGGCCUGAGGAAUAGAUUCUCUCACUUUAGUUUCUAGUUUUUUUUUUUUUUUUAUAUUUAUAUAGUUAAAUGGUUGUGCUUGUGGUUAUGCCGAUUCUGCAUUAAGAGUCUUUUCAUCAAGUUUUCUUUUUUUCUCUCAAAGAGAAAUAUAAGAAAGGAAAAAACUUACUCCGCAGAGAAUGAGAAUUUUAUGAGGUUCUUAUAUCAUCUACUUGGUCAAGUCUUUUAGAUUAAAGAUCUAUGAGGUGCAACUUAUAUAUAUAUAUUUUUUUAUGAGUUCUUGGGGAUCAAUUUUCCAUUUUAUAUGCGCGUAUCAUAUUCGCAAUAUAUAUAGCAAAUUGUCUUUUUACAAUUCUCUUUGGAUAAAAAAAAAAGAAGAUAUUGUGAAAUCUAAUCGAAUAGGUUUGAAUAUUCAUUUAAAAAUUAAUUGAUUUGUAAUGAUUUUCAGUAGUCUACAAUUUAAAUUGUAAAUUCCUCAAUUAAAAUAUGUAAAAUUAUGAGAUGAAAAUCACAUCGGACAGAAGGUGUGAAAAAAAAAUUGAGAAAGAUUCACCUCCAUAUAUAUAGACAAAAUUAAGCAGAUUUGAAAAAUCUGAUUGGUUACGUGUUUGUGAAAAUUUUAUCAAUCAAAAACAAGCGUCAAAUUUUAUAACUAUUGAGAAUUAAAGAGAUAGAUAGUUUGUCCUUCUCGCACUCAUAGUCACAAAAUUUGAUGCUUUAGGGCUCUGUCACAUGAAGCAGAUUAGAUUUUAACCAAUCAAAAUAGAAUCUCUUUCGGUAAAUAUUACCUUGCCGCAAGAGACUAAAUUUUGAUUGGUUAAAAUCUAUUCUACUCUAUGUGAUAAGGCCCUUACGGUCUGUUGGAAGAAAAUAAUUUAGCGAGCAAAACAAUUUGAUUGGUUGUUUACAAUCGAAGAAUCGAAACUUUAAAAGAACCAAUCAAAUUGUUUAAAAUUUUUUUUUCUCCUUAUCGCUCUUUAAAUUAAAGUGUAUAUGAAACCUCACAAUAUUCAUAAUGUGAUUUAAUUUCAAAAAUCACCGAUAUAUGUAAAUACGUUAAAUUUUCAGUUGAUUGAAGAUGUUAAAUGCAAAGUGAUAACCAAUAUUUUCUUUUGUGAAAGUGAAACUUGGGGAGUCUUUUAUUGAAAAUUCCUUGAGUUUGCAGUUUUCCUCCCUCUCUCUCUAUAUAUAUAUAGUCUUAUCGAUACAAUCAAAAAGCAAUCAAGAGUGCAAUAACCUAUACAUAUAUAGAACGUGUUUAAGGACCCUUGUGCAGAAUCGGCUCAAGAUUGUGAGAGACUGCGCGAAUGAAUGUUUUUUGAGACGAGAGAAAAAAGAGACAAAAAAAUAAAGAGGAAAAGAGAAAUGAUGCCUUUAGAAGGGCGUUUCUGUCUAUCCAGCGUCAUUUGGAUCACAUUGAUCCUUGACUAUAAUAAUUAUCGUACGUACUACAAGUUGAUAGCUAAAAUGCAAAGAUUUAAUAUUUUUCUAAUCCACAUUGGAAGUUGUUAUACUUAUCGUUAAGGUAUUAUAUAAAUAUAUAUAUAUAUAUAAAUAUAUAAUUAAAAAAAAAAAAAAAUACAUAUCAGUCGUGACGAAAGAUUCGACUAAAAGCAGGCGUUAAUAAAUGUUAUUUAUUUAUUUAAGGCUAGGAAAGAAGAUUUAUUCACUUUCUUUAAAAAUUUCCAAAUUUAAUUAUUAAAGAUUUUGAUCUUCUUUUUUACGAUGAAUUGUAAAUAUUCGCGUUGCUUCUAAAAGAGUGAGGCUAACG
Messenger RNA from Leptopilina boulardi, 3405 nucleotides. RefSeq names its product heparan sulfate glucosamine 3-O-sulfotransferase 5 (gene Hs3st-A). Lineage: Eukaryota; Metazoa; Arthropoda; Insecta; Hymenoptera; Figitidae. Bases 504 to 1649 code for a protein of 381 amino acids. The record is from RefSeq and is a predicted model, not a curated record. Gene Ontology annotation, molecular function: [heparan sulfate]-glucosamine 3-sulfotransferase activity. The transcript has 4 exons.